Messenger RNA from Oikopleura dioica, 1593 nucleotides. The record is from the annotation of a GenBank genome assembly. Lineage: Eukaryota; Metazoa; Chordata; Appendicularia; Copelata; Oikopleuridae.
AUGAAUCAUCAACAAUGGUACAAAGAUAGCUGUAACUACUAUGUCUGCAAGGAAGGAUCCAUUGAAGUUGUUUAUUUUUGUACGACAACAACGACUCAAUCAACUACCACGAGAGACCCUUCUGCCGGCAGCUGUACGUUCGAAAAUGAGGUUUAUCAGAACGGGCAAAUAUGGUACUUGGAUCAGUGUAUCGGCUACAGUUGUUACAUGGGAGUCGUCCAUCAAUUCAAUAAUUGUCAUAGCACAACGAAACCACCAAGUUAUCCAACUCAGUCAACACUUCCACCACAAAAACCUUGUUGGUUCCAAGGUAUUGAGUAUCAUUCUGGAGCUCGAUGGAACAAGGAUCAAUGCCAUACUUAUAUUUGCAAUGAUGGAGAAAUCGGAUUUUUCAACCACUGUCCGGAAACUCAAACAACUUCUACGCCUCCGGUUGGAUGUACUACUCCCACCGGUCAGUUCUACUAUCAUGGGCAGAUUUGGAAAACAGGCACUUGUCUUCAGCACACUUGCAUAUCAGGAGAAGUGACUACUUCUGAUGUCUGCACGGGAGGAGGAUAUGGGGUUUCAUCGACACGAUCAUGUUGGAUGUGCGACGCGCAUAGCUACGAAGAAUGUCUGCAAAUCGGUAUGCGCCAAACAUGUCCAGGGGACUCUGUCUGCUUUCUCGAAGUAAGAUCACGUGGUGGUCACAUGGAAAGGAUGUGCACUGGGUGUCAGCAACGCGAAGCUUGCCAAGGAAACAAACUAAACAAUCAGGACCAGUGCUUUAUGCAUGGCUAUAACGCAAAUGGAUCACCAGAUUCAGUUUGUCGAGAUUGUUGUUCUAGCAGCGACUGUUCUUUGGAAAUAAACAUGAAUCAUCCGAUGAUUGCUGCUUUUCCACCUCUUCAGACUCAUUCCUACAAUUCUGGCAAGUCCUGUGAUGCAAUUUACACACCUGACGAGAAGCAUCAUUCUCAUGGCGACACCUGGGGCGCGGGAAUAUGCCCUCAUGAUUCGACAACACCAAUGUACGAGUGGACCUGUCUUGAUGGAAAAGUUCAUUUUACGGAGCCAUGCAAGAUUGCAUACGCUCAGCCAGGAUCCGAAUGUGUGAAUGGUGCACCUCACAACGCCGGGUACAAUAUUGGAACAUGCUCAAUUACAGGGGGUCCUCUUGCAACUUGGAAGUGCUCAAAUGGCCAGCUUACUUAUGAAAAUCCAUGCUACGAGGCGUUUUUGGGUUCACAAAGCACUUACUCGUCAGGUUCAACAAGCCAAUACUACCAAACUUAUGAUUCAAACAAUAAUCCUUCAACUAAUGUUGAGGAAGAGCUACUGAUUUUAGCGGUUGAUAGUUCGUUUGGAGUUUAUUUGAUCAACGGCGCGUACUUGUCUGCAGAACAACACAGUUUUACAGAACAAUAUCUGUUACAAGAAAUGGAGCGAUUUGGGCAUGCAAGUUGGGUCGAAAACGGAUUUCCCGACGACCCAAUCACUUCCGUCGACUACUACAAUCGAAUAAACUUCGAAGACGGGACGUCGCUUACUCAAAAUGAGCAUAAUAUGAGUGGCGAAGAAAUAUCAUUGCUGCGAGAUCUACUAAAAUAA